Messenger RNA from Acanthoscelides obtectus, 2333 nucleotides. Lineage: Eukaryota; Metazoa; Arthropoda; Insecta; Coleoptera; Chrysomelidae. The record is from the annotation of a GenBank genome assembly.
CACUUACAUCAGAAAUUCUUAGUAUUUUUCGAAUCGUCUCUAUAUGAACGUUUAUCUAGACUAUGUAAAGAAAGUAGUUACGCAACAUUUUAUGUGUGUUGAACGUGCACUGCGUAUCCCCAGAUUCUAAAGUUGGCAACAAAACCUGUUUGUUUUUGGCAUUUGGCGAUCGAUACUUGACGUUUCUCAACAUUUCCAAAACAAAUUAAUCUGACGUUACGUGAUAACCACACGGCCAAGUAAAAGGAGCACGAUCUCGUUCACCGCUUACGGUUUAGUACAUUUAUCAGUGCAGUGUCAUUCGGAUUAUCGCAUAUUCCAGCAGUUUUCGAGUGCAAGUUGCAUAUGCAAAACCAUAGCUAGACCUUACACUUUCUUUUUAUCGGCAGUAAGCCGCAUGAUGUCAACUUUUUCUGGUUCAAUCCGAACGGAAAGCCCAGAUCUCUCAACAAGGAGGAAGUACCAUCAACACAUCGUGAGAAUAUACUGAAUUUGAAAGUUUACAUAAGCGAAAAAUAUCCAUCAUGCCGGCGGUGCCUCUAGACAGGUUGCCCCUGCCUAAUUUGAGGGCAUACUCUAUGAUAAGUGUUGUGGCUCUUUCCAUGUGUAUCUACUAUGCCACCCAGGUGAUCAAGGAUCCUAAUUGGAAUAAAAUGACAGAGGUUGAUGGAAAGAGCAAUUUGCUACCAGUGCCCAGGAAUGCUUCUAGUACGGACAGCAAGUCAUUUGGACAGUUUGUUUCAGAUAUAUUUGCAGUAAUGAUUCGGGAACCAAUCUGUGUUUGGACGAUGAUCAACAUGGCGUUCUGCUGGUUGAUCCUGCUCGGCAGAGCCGUCCAGAAAUUGGUGUUUGGCGAGCUUCGAGUCUCGGAACAGCAACAAUUGCGUGAUAAAUUCUGGAAUUUCGUAUUUUAUAAAUUCAUCUUUGUCUUCGGUAUCAUCAACGUCCAGUAUAUCGAUGAGGUGCUGUUGUGGUGCUCUUGGUUCUCGUUGCUAGGCUUUUUGAAUCUGCUGUCGCAGCUGAGCAAGGAUAGGUUUGAAUAUUUAUCGUUUUCGCCAAGAACGCCAUUUUGGAGCCAUUUCAAGCUGAUGGUUCUCCUGGCCGUCAUCUUUGCCAUAUCCGGAUUCAUGCUGUUAGUAUCAGUUUUCGUAGGUUUCUUCGGGGGAUUCAACACAUUUGCUUUUAUGUCGGCAGAUGUCAUUCUCCUUUCUAUUAGAACGAUGCACGUGAUAUUAAGGUAUGCCCUCCAUCUGUACGACAUGCGCAAUGAAGGCGUAACUUCCGUCGGUUCGGCUGACGAGACAAAAGCAUGGGAGAAACGUGGGCCUAUCUCGUACUACAUCGAGCUGACAUUCGAAAUGACAGCUCUGUUCAUCGAUCUUAUCCACCAUCUGCAUAUGCUCUUGUGGAGUAACAUAUUCCUCUCCAUGGCUAGUCUGGUUAUCUGCAUGCAGUUGAGGUACCUGUUCCACGAAAUACAGAGGAGAUACAAGAAACAUCGCAAUUACUUAUGGGUUCGCGACCACCUAGAGCAAAAUUAUCCAAUGGCCGACGAAGAGGAACUCAGAGAGAAUUCCGACAACUGCGCCAUCUGCUGGGAGAAGAUGGAAUCUGCGAGGAAGUUACCAUGCUCUCAUCUUUUCCACAACACUUGCUUAUUGUCAUGGCUGGAGCAAGAUACGUCUUGUCCAACAUGCAGGAUGGCGUUGAACAUUCAUAAUCCAUCAGCUGCCAGAAUGGAACCUCCAGAGUUACAAGCGGAUCCUCAAGAGACAACAAGAAGGCCGUUCAACCAUUUCUUCCACUUUGAUGGUUCAAGAUAUGUAUCUUGGCUCCCAAGCUUUUCUGUUGAGGUCAGCCAUGUUCAACCAAUACGGCAGAAUUAUAUUGCUGCAUCAAAUUCACAGCUGGACGCUAUGGCUAGACAGGUCCAGACUCUGUUUCCCCACAUCCCUCUAUCUGUCAUAGUCGAUGAUUUGCGUGUGACGCGUUCUGUCGAACUAACAAUAGAAAAUGUGUUGGAUGGAAGAUUAGUGGCGCCGCAGAUGUUCAGAGAUUUGGACAUGGAUCAGCAAACGACAAGCAGGCCAGUUUCUCUGCUGAAUUUUGACGUGGAACCGACCACUACGAAGAGCUGGGACGACUUCCCAACUGAGACUGUUGAAGCCGAGGACACAGUUACAUUAGGCAGCCGCUUUUCAAAAUCCUCGGCGGAGCGCGAGAAGAUCCUACACAAACGCAAAGAACACCUCAUCCAAAUGGCGAGAAAGAGGUAUAUCGAGAAGCAGAAAGCGGCGGCCGCAGCGUCUGCGAAGUCCGACCUCCAGAGUUGA